AUGUAGAUCAUCUUAUGAUUUUUAUUAAUUAUUUUUGUGAUAUUCUUCGAGUUAUUUUUCAUUACUUAUUGAAAUUAAAUUGAAAUUCAAGUCGGUCAUUGCAACGGUGUCACCUUAAUUCAAACUCGUUUCAAAUUAUAUGCAAUUGCAAAUAUUGCACUUUUUGAAUGUUUAUUUUUUUGGUGCUUCAGAGUUUUGACACUGUUAUCAGUCGGUUGAAGCUCAAGAAAAAAACCCGUGGAUAGAUCGCCAUUAAAAUUUUGCAAAUGGGUUGUACUCUACAAAUAAUUUGACCUGCUUCUGUACGUUUUACAAUUCAGUUCAUUAGAAUUCAUUCGUUGAAAGUUUUUUCUACUACUUUAUUACAAAAACCAAAAUGGUUUUUGACAUCUUGAUUUGUUUUUCUGAAUAUACAUUGUCAGAAUUGUAGUGAUUUCUGAUGGGACUCGAAAAUUUGCUGACGGGAUGACUAUGUGCUGUUGGAUUAAUGGUGGCGCUGGCGUCAAUAAUAUGGAUCACCAUCAUCUACAAUCAGUGUUAGAUUCUCGGAAGCAAGAAUUAUUAGAAGCGAGAUUUCUCGGAGCUAAAAUGUCGGCGGCCGCCUCUCAAUUGCAGAUGGCGCCACCCUCCGGGGUAAAUAUCACGCGUCAGCAGCAGCAACAACAACAACAGCAACCAGAUACCCAUCAGAUCAGUACUCAUCUACGUCAGCUCACGCAUCCGAGCGCCCUUAAUCCGCAUGCAAUAACGGCCACUGUGCUGACGCAGCACCAUCAUGCCCAGCAAGAGCAGCCGUCGCAUAACCAAGAUUCGUUGAGUGCCAGCUCGUCGCACAGCGACAAAGAACUACGCGAAUCGGUGACGCCGGAAAAACUAUCGAAAAGCAACGCCGAGCAACGUAAACAACGCAAACGCAAAGGAGAAGAUAGUUCUAGCGGCGAUCAACGUAUGACCAACGUGAAAACGUCGUCGCGAUCCGUAACCGUAGCCGAUAGUAAAAAAAUUAACGAAUACUUCGUCAAGCAUCCAGCUACUAGUCCGAUACGUUCAAACGCUCCUAAAAUCCCUGCCUCCGGUUCCGCGUCGCAGCAUACGGCUUUUAUAUCGGAAUUAGUGCGGCCGGUCAGGGUAACCGCGCCUGAGUACGAAAACCAACAACACCAGAUAUCCGAUUUACAAUCGAAGAACGCACAAAUCGAAGAACUGACUCGUAUUAAUGAAGAGCUUCUGCGUAAGUUAUCGUCUCAGCAAAAAAUCAUCGAACAGCAAAAUUCGCAAAUGGCCAAAUGUACCGACGUCAUUAAAAACCUGCUGCGCGAAAAAUCAGAUAUCGAAAAGAAAGAAGCUAGACAAAAAUGUAUGCAGAAUCGUCUACGGCUCGGUCAGUUCGUUAUGCAACGAGUUGGUGCUCAGUUUCAGGAAAUAUGGAUGGAAGGGUACGCGUUUCAAGAACUCAAUCGUCGCCAAGAAGAAUUGGCCGCCGAGCGAGAAGAAAUCGAUAGACAGAAGAAGCUGCUAGCCAAGAAAAGGCCCACCACCGAGUCCGGCAGAAAAAGAGCUUCAUCUAGCGGAGCUGCUACUAAUGUUCCUAAUAAUUCUGGACCAGGUAUGCUACAUAACGGCACCAGCAGCGACGGAUCGAAUAGUGGCGCUUCGACUACGCCCAAACCGCAAGAAAACGCCUUCACUUUUCAAGAGUAUUACGAAGCUGACGAGAUUUUGAAACUGCGACAAUCUGCUUUGAAAAAGGAAGACGCCGAUUUGCAAAUGGAAAUGGAGAAAUUAGAAAGAGAACGAAAUGUUCAUAUACGCGAACUGAAACGUAUCCAAAACGAAGACCAAUCCGAGUAUAAUAAUCAUCCGGUGUUAAAUGAUCGUUACUUUUUGUUAAUGUUGUUGGGUAAAGGUGGCUUCAGCGAAGUUCAUAAAGCUUUCGAUUUAAAAGAACAACGUUACGUCGCGUGUAAAGUGCACCAAUUGAACAAAGACUGGAAAGAAGAUAAAAAAGCCAAUUAUAUUAAGCACGCCAUUAGAGAGUAUAAUAUUCAUAAAUCCUUAGAUCAUCCGAGAGUAGUGAAACUGUACGAUGUGUUCGAAAUAGAUGCUAAUUCGUUUUGCACCGUUUUGGAGUAUUGCAGCGGUCACGAUUUGGAUUUCUACCUAAAACAACAUAAAGUUAUCGGCGAAAAAGAGGCCAGACUGAUUAUUAUACAAGUAGUUUCUGCUCUCAAGUAUUUGAACGAAAUCAAGCCUCCAGUUAUUCAUUACGAUUUAAAACCAGGAAAUAUUUUAUUAGUCGAAGGGAACGUGUGCGGUGAAAUAAAAAUAACCGAUUUCGGUCUAAGUAAAAUAAUGGAUGAAGAAAAUUACAAUCCGGAUCACGGUAUGGAUUUAUCGUCCCAAGGUGCCGGAACGUAUUGGUAUUUGCCACCGGAAUGCUUCAUGGUUGGCAAAAAUCCACCCAAGAUAUCGUCAAAGGUGGAUGUUUGGAGCGUUGGCGUGAUAUUCUAUCAAUGUUUAUACGGUCGAAAACCAUUCGGCCAUAAUUUAUCGCAAGCGUCGAUUUUAGAAGAAAAUACGAUUUUAAAAGCGACCGAAGUACAGUUUACAAAUAAGCCUGUUGUUAGUAACGAAGCGAAAAGUUUCAUCCGGUGUUGCUUGGCGUAUCGUAAAGAAGAUCGCUUCGAUGUAUUAGCUUUGGCUAAACACGAAUACCUUCAACCUCCGGUGCCGAAGCAUGUGCGACAAGCUGCCAAUAGUCAACAGCAACAGUUGCAACAACAAGUUCAACAGAGUUCCAGCACAUAUCACGGUUAAUAGUUCCUUUAGACUUUCAAUGUACGAACGAAAUUUAAAGAUGUGACAGCGAAGAAAAAUUGAUUAUACUGCUACAUUAUGUAUCGUAAAAACUUGGGUUUUUAUUUGCAUUUCGGUAUAAAUAACCUAACUUAUUUAACAUUGUAUGAUUAAGAUAUUAAGUGACCUGUUGUUUGACGAAAUUUCGGUGCAGUUUUUUCCCCUCAAUUGUUGUAUAUUUGUACCUUUAUACCUAUCUACGUGGGUGUAUUGUUUCUGAAUGGAAAUAAUACUUCGAUUAUCGCUGUUGAAACAUGGGAAGGAUUUUCGUUUUUAUUUCAUUACGACAAAUUAUUACGACUUCAUCACAAUUGAUCUUUAAAUUUUGGCCGUAUUUGUAUGUAGUAUUGAAUCAGAAAUUUGAUUGAUUUAUGUAUUUGUUUCGAAAGUUGUUCGCGUGAAUUUACCAGACAGCUAAUAAAAUUGAUAACUCGUGUACAUGUAUAAAAUUAUUAUUUGUUAAGAAAGAAAAAAGGUCGCAAUGAAGGACGAAUGAAAAGAUUAUAUUUGAAAAUUGAAUUAGAGCUUUUAUACGAAUUUGACUUUGUGGAGCGAGUAUCAAUGAGUUGCAUUUUUAUUAUGUUGGUGCGUGAUGAAAAAUGGUUGAUUAAAUGAUUAUGUAUCAUAUUGUACUUGUUAUAAUUAUUAAGCGCGUUUUAUCGAUUUCGACGUUAUUUUUAAAUUAUAUAAUUCGUUUUAUUUUUUUUUUUCAUUUUUUUAAAAAUUCGAUUAUUACUCUGUUGUUCUGCCUUAUUUACUUAUUUAUUUAUUUUUUUCGCGUAUUCCUGUACAUAAUUGUAUUAUAAUAACGUUUUUAUUAAUUUCCCCGUUUUUGUUAGGUUUAGUGGACGAUUCGAUCGUUUUGUUUCUUUAUUUUUAUGUGAUAUAAUUUUUUUCCUUUGUUAGACUUUAUUAUUAUAGUAAUGAAUUCGAAGAUGUAAUCGCUAAGGGAAAUCGCGCGUUGAUUCUUCCGGAGUCUCUUUACGAGUGAAUUGUUAUUACGUUUCUUUCUUUCUUUCUUUUUCUUUUCUUUCUUCCUUUUUUUCUUUUUCGUUGAAAAAAAACAAUCUCGUGUGCAUUUAAAAAUAAGUCGUUUUUUCAGCUGUGUAUAUUUCGAUGAAAAAUUACUUAAAUUCGUAAAAGUAACUGAUCGCUAAAUAUAUUUAGAUUUGUAUAUUUAACGUAAUACUGUUUUAUUAAUUUAUAUUUCUUUUAUGAAACUAUAUAACGUUUAUUGUAUUAAUGUAAACUUUGUACAAAAGUUUAGCGCCGUCGUGUAUAAUUUGAAAUAAAAGUAAUAUAUACCGCAA
This is a messenger RNA of Planococcus citri (citrus mealybug), 4166 nucleotides long. Its product is annotated as serine/threonine-protein kinase tousled-like 2. Gene Ontology annotation, cellular component: nucleus. Gene Ontology annotation, biological process: peptidyl-serine phosphorylation; chromosome segregation; intracellular signal transduction. Gene Ontology annotation, molecular function: protein serine/threonine kinase activity; ATP binding. Bases 466 to 2817 code for a protein of 783 amino acids. The record is from RefSeq and is a predicted model, not a curated record. Lineage: Eukaryota; Metazoa; Arthropoda; Insecta; Hemiptera; Pseudococcidae. The transcript has 4 exons.